GGCGCUUCCACGUUUCCUGCCUCGAAGUCCACAUCAGCCGUGCGUGCGCGUGGCAUUGGCGGCGCUGUCGUAGCUAGUUUUGCAACGAGUCCCCGUGGGCUCUGUGUUGUGUUUCGCGCUCUGUCGCGCCCCUCGAUCUCUUCGCACAGAAGCGUCGGUUUUGCCAGUGCCUCUGGUUUUGCGCCAAAUUAGUCGGCCUUGAAGAGACUCCCUAACGCGGCGAUCAUCGCAACGGCGGCAUCAUGUUGUUCAGGUUACUCAAGUGCGCUUUUCGGUUCUUCAUCUACUUCCUAAUCGUCUUUCUCGUACUGCCGUUCAUCCCCCUUCCCCUGGACUUCGAGCCAGUUGCGUACAAGGUUACCUUACCUGAAUUCAAGGGUGCACUAGCUCCUAACCAGGCAUUGGACAAUGUCGAGUACCUCUUCCCAAACCAGGUUGUGGGGCCCGAAUCUCUUGAGCAACAUGGAGGCAGCAUCUACACUGGUGUUGUCGGUGGACAGAUUUUGAAGCUCACUGGAACAAAAAUCACCCCUGUUGCCAAGUUUGGCAAGAAGUGUGAGGGACCAUGGGAAGAGGACAUUUGUGGUCGUCCACUUGGUCUCCGCUUCGACAAGAAGGGCAAGCUGUAUGCCAUUGACGCAUACAGUGGCAUUCAUGUGGUAGACGUUACUAAAGGCUUCGUCACGCCACUUGUGCCCAAUGGCAUCGAUUUGGAUGGCCAUCCACUGUCAUUUGCCAACGACCUGGCCGUCGACGACGAUGGCAACGUGUUCUUCACCGAGACCAGCACCAAGUGGCCCCUGAAGAAGAUCCUCUACUCGGUGCUCGAGCAUGAGAACUCGGGACGCGUGCUCAUGUACGAUGCCAAGACCAAGCGCACCCACAUCCUGCUCGAAGACCUGCACUGUCCCAACGGCAUCGAGCUGGGGCCAGACAGCGACAGCAUCAUCAUUGCUGAGCUCACCAAGAACAGGCUGCUGAAGUACAACUACCGCGGCCCACACAAGGGCGACCUCGUGGUCUUUCUGGAGAACCUCCCGGGAGAGCCGGACAACAUUCGACGCACACCACGUGGCGGCUACUGGGUGGCCUUCGCGUCGGGCCGCUCAAGCGCCAAGCUCUCGGUGAUGGACCACCUGUCUGCUUACCCACUGGUGCGUAAGUCGGUCGUGCGCCUCCUCUACCUGCUGGGAUCGGCCCUCAAGUAUGCGACAACCUUCUACAACUGGGUGCCCCUCAAGGACAUUGCAUCAAGGAUCGACAACGGCUGGAUCCUGUACGAGGCGGUCCCCAAGUACGGACUCAUCGUGGAACUGGACGCGUCUGGCAAGGUCGUUCGGAGCCUGCACUCGCCCGCCGGCAAGAUCCACCUCAUCUCCGAAGUUCUCGAGCACGACGGGCACCUUUACCUUGGAUCCUUCCGAAACCGCUUCAUCGGACGAGUCAAGGCGUGAGAGAAAAACACAUCAAAGCCGGAUACACAGCCUAGCCAAACCGCGUGUCGGGCUGGAAUGCCGUUUUCCAGUUGUGUCACUCGUGAACGGGAACGGAGCUGCGCCUUGAGUGUUCAGAAGACGAGGCUGGAAGGUCAUUUUACGUAUGUGAGGUAACGAAACGGAUCUAUCGGUGUCCCGAAGAACAUCUUAUAAGGAAAGGUUUCUCAAGCAUUAACUGGAAUACUUGGGUCUAUUCCAUGCCCUGUGUGUACGCCAUCUUAUUGCAGCAUCCCCACUCUGUUAUCCAGAGCUGACGUUGAAUUGCAGGGGAUCACUGCAAAAGCUGUUACCAGGCUUUAAACACCAAUGAAUGUAGACAAGUUUUUUAUUUGCGGUGUUGUUCGUGGCAUGGGAAUUCAAUCUACAGUCGAGGUUUGGUUGAAGGCUUCGUGUAGUUGGUGUCACCAACUUCACAAAGCCUUCAUGGAUAUGGUUCAUGCCUCUAGAAGAUUGUGGCAGUGUUUCGAAGACAGCUUGUAUAGAGACUGACUUUAUUCGACUGUAUCGCAACCAGCUGUCUACCUAGCCAGUUAACACAUAGCACAUUUUUAUUGAACCAGCCAGGAGAAAAUUAAUAACUGAUGGUUUUUGCCAACUUAAUGUAAAAUGCUCCUUUGACUGAGGAACACUUUUGAACAUUUCACAUCAUUUGAAUACGGCACACUGUGUCAUAUGCUGCCAUUUCUGCCUGUGCACUCUGCUUCCUUUAAUUCGCGUAGCUUGAAGUGAGACUGCAUCUUAUGUAUCAGAACAUAAUAGCGAGGCAGAUAGGCAAUGAAUUACAGCACUGAUAGGUUACGCACCUGACUUGCUACAUCUACGUAAAGGCAAAAGCUAACGCUUGGUUCAUGGCUUGAAGGGAAUGUUUAUGGAAUCGGUUGUUUGUGAUGCCUCUGUACUGUCACUUAGGGCACGAGCAUAGGAUCAGGUUAAUUACAUUUUCAGUUUCUCGUAACUUCAUUCAAAGCCAAGCUUUUAAAGUCAUUCACCGGAAAUAAGUUUAGCAAAAUAGCCGUGCUGCUUAAAAGACAUGAUGAAAGAAAAUGUUUUUUUAGGGGACUACUUUCUCACGAAGUGUAGGCCAUCCACAAAAUUACUAGUUCAUUACUUAAUGGUGUUUAUGCUGUUGUAGCUGCAUCUGCAGUGAUUGUCUUGCUGUGCUGUGUAAAGAAGAACGAAAAGGAAAUGUUGUUCUCUGCAGGAGUGCACAGCUGGUUGUUAUGCGUGAUGUGGCUGUCAGCUGUUCUAGUGUCAGCAUUUGAGAGCGCAGGCGUUGACAGCAGAAUUUAUGUCAUUUGAGAAUGGGCAGCUGCUGCUUUCUUUUUGUCAGGUCACAGACUUGAUAUAAGAAAACCAUGACCCUUGUGAGACAUCUUAAUGCAAUACUUAGCUGUAUACUCAAACCUCAUUAUAACAAAGUCUAUCUGAAACGAAAAUAAGUUCGUUAUAUCCGAAAAUUCGUUACAAACAGAUAUUCGUAACACUGUAUCUAUGACAAGACUAUUCUUCAUUUACUUCGUUAUAACUGAUAAUUCGUUAUACCGAGGUUUGAGUGUACAUGAAACUAAUACUAUAUUCUCACCAUCUAAUAACAGUUGCCAAAGCUUGCUGCAUAGAAUUACGAGAAAGGUUCGAUCACGCUAGCACAUUGUCGUUAGAAUCAGAAAUUGGUGAAGUCAGUCGGAGGGUGGACCUGACCACAGAUUUGUAGAACUGUGUGCUGUCACUGAGCACUGCAUCUUUCAGCUCUUCACUAAAGCCUUUUAACAAUUAAAAGAGAGAAUGCGAGUGAGGUCUUGACAUUUACAAGCUUUCUUUUUUUUGUGUGCGUGUGGUACCGAUUUCCUGGUCACACUGAGGUCGUAACGUGUAAUCACGGUCCUCCUCGUCUCGAUUUUGUUAUGUCAGAUUUUUAUUCUUUAAAGAUUCUUAUCUCUAUGGUUGGCAUCCACUCAGGAAUCAUAUUGCUUAUGGCUCCGGCAUUAAUAGUACAACUGCAGCAACGAUUUUUGUGAACUUGAUGCAGUUACCGUUGACCGUUGCUCGAGGCAGACGUGCAACGACUGUAGCCAUCACUGUUAGCUUAAGUUUCACACAUCAGGAUGCAAUUACAAAAUCAAAAUGCUUGGCGUGAGUCUUGACACUGUGUGAUAUGGCCUGCACCGUUCGUCCUACAUGCCUGUGAAGCCUCGAGCAGCGGUAGAAUUGCUUCUGAUGCUGUCCUUCCGUUUCGUCACUUGACAACUGUCGACAUGUCGUAUCAAUGUAAUGUAUUAAAUGUCUUCCCUCUGUAUGGUAGCCGUCACGAACAGCAGAGCUGGUUUGUUACGACAGAUGUUUUGCAUAUGUUGUCGUUGAACCAAUAAAUCCUUCUUCCAUUUUUUAUCAGUCUUACAGUUAGUAACACAUACCAAUAGUGUAUUGUAUCAUAGAAGAGAAUGGAGGGGGGGGGGGGAGGUCUCUUUGAGACUACGUCUUUGUUACCUUCUGUGCACACGUUUUUGAGGGCAGUACACAGGCAGCUGGGUGUCUCAUAGAUUUUAUGCCAUUAGCUAUUUUACAGCAGCACAUGUUAUGAGUCCUUCCUCGACUUGAAAAUGACAUACGGCACUUUAGACGUGGCCGGUUUAUCAGGGACGGGCCGAAAAAAAAUGCCGCUUCAUCUCAGGAUUUGAUCCGGGGCCUGCACAUCAUCAAAGGACUAUGUAGAUGACUUCAAACAUGCCACUUUUAGAACAGCUCAUGGUACAAGUGUAUUCCUGAACGUUGAACAACUCAUGGCACAAGUGUACCCCUGAACCUUGAACCACAUUAUAGCUACGGCAGUUGUGUUUCGAUGGAGGCGAAAUGCUAUAGGCCCAUGUACCGUGCGGCAUCAGUGCACAUUAAGGAACCCCAGGUGAUCGAAAUAUCCAAAGCCUUUUGAUACCAUGUGCCACACAAUUGUAUCGUGGUUUUGGCACAUAAAACCCUAGAAAUUAUUAUGUUAUUGAACCACAUUAAAAAAAGCAACGCUGUCAUGCACACCUCCUAGUGCACACCAUGUGAAACACCGAAACUGAUAAAGAAUAACAAGGCUUUAAAAGUGCCAGUGCAGGUUUCUUGCUUUUCGUGUAAUACAUUGCCUAAGUGAGCACUACCUGCACCUGUCCUUUCUGAGUUACUCAGUGGUCCCUGUGUGGAGGUCAAAUGAAUGUUAUUCACUCAGCCGUUUACAAGAUGACAAAGUUUGGGUUGUUAAUGCUGUGGUUACCACUGUGAAUACACCCAGAAUUGUGCAUGAUCAUUUGUUUGCCUUGCCUUCUUUUUCUAAACAUUUCACGCAUCCAUGGACUGGUGGAAGACAUUCCAAAUGCUUGCUACUGGGCAUUCUGUUUUUACUGAUAUAGUUGUAGUGCGUGUUCUCUUAUUUUUGCAUGUUUAUUAACAAUUUCGGGAGAGCCGACACUGUUUUUUCCGUUUGUUGAGCAUUCGUGUUCUAGUUCUCCUUAAGUACAAGAAGUUUGCGAGUCAUCAAGCAUUCUAAAAUAGCCUGCAUUAUUUACAAACUGCCUUUGAAGAUGAUUUAUCUUUUUUUAUGAAUACCGCUUGUUAUACAGUGAGAAAAGCAAGGCACUGUUAUAAAAUUUCAAUGAAUAAGAUGAAAGUCAAACUUUUACUUAUUGUGCUUUGCCAAAAUGGCUUUUGUGUUUACUGUAGUUUGUGUUGAUUAUUCGAUUCCUGAAGGACAUUUGCUCAUUUGUUGGUCGUUCGUGCGCAUGAAUGAGAUCGAGCUGUGUGCAGUGAUUGUGAUAUGUAACAAUUUGUAAAUGACCUCUCUCCCGUGGGUACUACAUUUUCUUUUUUAUUUCUUUUUUACAAUUGUGGGUCAACAUGGCACUCUGAGUUGCAACCUUUCUUUUCAAUGUUUUAACUUUCUUGACUUUCUGGAUAAGUAUUGUCUUGCCAGAUGUGCACACAAUUACCUCAGCAUGCUUUGCAGAUUGUACCAGGCGCCUGUUGUAAGCUGUUGCAUAGUUAAGUGCAGUGACAGAAUUGUUUUUAGGUACGCAGAUUGUCUAAUGUGAGGAGCAUUUGGCAUGUAAGAACAAAUUGUGCCAAUUUUCUGAGAAAGAAUGCUUUGGCUGUAUGUGUGCAACAUUCGUACUGUCGUACAAAUUUCUAAUAGGAGGCAUGGAUGUUGCACUUUGCAAUACAUCGGGAUGUGUUUUUUUGAAGUGUUGGUUUCUGCUUUGCGUAUUUCACUCUGAAAGUGACACUUAGGAUACGAAAUUUCUGUAUCUACUGUCUGAAAAAAAAAAAAGAAAAAUAUACACAUAUAUUCAUUCUUA
Molecule: messenger RNA, 5827 nt
Organism: Rhipicephalus sanguineus (brown dog tick)
Lineage: Eukaryota; Metazoa; Arthropoda; Arachnida; Ixodida; Ixodidae
Product: adipocyte plasma membrane-associated protein-like
Biological process (GO): biosynthetic process
Molecular function (GO): strictosidine synthase activity
Source: RefSeq, a predicted model, not a curated record